Lymnaea stagnalis (great pond snail) is the source of this 4713-nucleotide messenger RNA. The record is from the annotation of a GenBank genome assembly. NCBI's taxonomy places the organism in Eukaryota, Metazoa, Mollusca, Gastropoda, Lymnaeidae.
CAGUUGACUUAUUUGCUCUUUUUUGUUUGACUUAUAUCUAAAUAGAUUAUUGCAACAAUAAAUUUAGAUAUAUUUUACUUGUAUAAUGUAAUGAUUCAAUGAGUAAUUUUAUAAAUUGUUGCUUAUAGCAUUGCAUCUUUCGGACUACAAUGACAAGUAUGCCAGGGUAGGUCAGUACAUCAGUAGGCCUACAUUUAAGUUUGAAACGACCUGGUUCUAUGAACCUUACUUUAAGAACUUGUUGAAUUCUAUUAUAAAUAGCUGAAAUCAUUUAAACUAGAUUUUUUAAUGUAAAAUUUUAAAUUUAAAAUAAUUACAAUCCGUUUCUAUUGAGGUUAACGAGAGGAAUUUCUGAUAAAAAACCAUUGCAAUUUCUUUUCAGAAUAUUUCCUUCCUUUUAUUAAAUGCUCUAACUCUAUAUCAACUUAACUUUUGUUCGUGGCUGACAAACUUUUCGGGUGGCUAACUGAUCUAUUUCACGUCAACCUGAAACGUGGCACAUAGACUCGAUGCCAAUUACGACACAUUUUUUUUUUUUUAAUAUAUAUAUUUCUGCUGCACCCCCUAACUCAAACCCUCAGAAAUCUUUUUUUCUCUUUUUUUUCUAGGAAAAGAUGANUCUGCUUUUGUAUAUAGCUUUCCAAGUCACAGACAUGGGAGCCCGCAGAAAACUUUGUAGGGGGGAGGGGGGGGACAAAAAAAUCAAUUAACUUUCUAGGGUGGUGGCAAAAAUUUUUUAGUAAUGUUUUAAUGUAGUUUUAAUUUACUGUAGCGUAUUUGUAUGGUGAACGAACGGACAGGACAUCAGCUUAGUUACUUUCUCUUUAUUUUCUCUUUACUUUAAUAAAAAUGUUUGUCUAAAUUUUUUUAUCCAAUCAAUCCAGAGGGGGGGGGGGCAAAGUGCCCCACCUUGCCCCUACCUGCGGGCGCCCAUGAUUUCAAGCAAUACAAUUAUCGAUAACUACGCUAAAAUGAGACUCUUUUUUUUUAAAAAUAAAUGUCAAAGGUGCGUUCAUUUUCUUUUGUUUUUCUGAAAUAGUUGGUGAACUAAAUCUGCGGUGUAAAAUGGUUGGGUCAUUAGAAUUUUUAAUACAGUUCAGGUUCGUGAAAGAACAUUGCGGUUGGGAGGUGUUGCUUUUAUAGGGGGGCACCAAUUGGGAUUCUUAUACUGUACGUCACGUGUUUUCAACUUUACAGCCCCCGACGCGUCUCCCCCCCCUUCCUGCCCCCAAAAUUACAUCAUGUCAUAAAGGAUUUAUACAAGAAAUCUUGUUUUUAGGGGUUGUUCCAUUCAGUUUUGCAGCGGCUGUUUACUAGUUAACUAGCUCUGUGUAUGAUUUUAUUUCAUUUUAAUAAUAAGAUAUUUUUUAAAAGUAGUAGAGUAUAUUUUUUUACUAUGAAUAUUGUUUAUAUUUGUUUUAAAGUAAAUACAUUAAUGUCAAUUUUCAUUUAAUGUGAAUUUAUACAUUCUUUCCAAGAAAUAUACAGGAAAAAGUUGAUUGAAUCGAAAACAAAAUCCCAACAUGCUAACCAAACCGGAACUAGCCUGUGCCAUCGUUGAAGGUAUAGCAUCUGUGAGAGAAGAUGAAGAACUCCAGGAUUUCGUUGUUGAAGUACAGGGUACAGAAUUUAAAUGUCAUCGUCUGAUACUCAGCGCAUGUUCUGAAUUUUUCCGUGGCCUUCUCAGAUCUGGGAUGAAAGAGGCGCAGAAACAAAGAACAAAACUUCAGGGCGUCUCUAUGGAUGCAUUCGGCGCCAUUUUAGAAACUCUCUACACCGGAUGUGACAAUCUGACACGUGACAACAUGUUAAAUGUAUGGCUGGCUGCAGAUCAACUUCAAAUAACAGUUGUCUUUGAUAAUUGCGUAGAUUUUAUAACAAACAAUAUUUGCAAUGAUACUGUGAUCUCGGUAUGGAUGGUAGCAUCUCAACUUAUGCACAAACAUAUCUCAGGACUUUGUGAAACGUUUCUUAUCAACAACACAUCGUUGCAAAACUGGGAAAGUAUUUAUUUGACAGCGAACAAAUUAGGAUCAGAUUUAAUUUUGUCACAUGUUAGAGAUUUUAUCAAGAAAAAAUAUCAAGAAAUCAUUAAAUCUGAUGAGUUUCCAUGUCUUUGUGAAAAUGAUUUACUUGAAAUUAUAAAAAGUCCAGAUCUGGUUGUAUCUUCCGAGGAUGUUGUCAUUGAGUCUGUUCUAUAUUGGGUCAAUUGUGGAAUUCAACGUCGAUCUGAGUCGAUUGCAGAAGAUUUCAUUGAGGAUGUAAGCAGUAUUUUAAAUAUAAUUGAACAUAAUGGAAAUGAACAAGAUGGCCCAGGAGAGGAUAUGAGACAACUUUCACAGGAUCAGCUGAUUGAAGAAAACAAUGAAAUGUGUUCAAGCAGACAAACAUACUCAAAGGAAGCUACCAUGAAUUCUUUUGCACUCCUUCUUUCAGAAACACGACUCUGUCUUGUAAACUCAGUAACUCUAGACAAGCUGUACCGUCACCCUUUAGUAGUGGAUAACAAAAUAAAAACAAAAGAAAUGGUCAUGGAUGCUGCUUUAUAUAAAUCAAUCGGACCUCAGCAUGGUCAGUGGCCAAAAGGAGCUAUACAUAGAAGGUGUAGUGACUUAGAAAAUGUUGGAGUGAUGGGUUGUCCAAGUGGAGGUUUUUAUGCACUUUCUUUUUACCCUACAUAUAAUUGCUUUGAACUUCCAAAAUGUCCGUAUCUGAAAACAUGCACUUCUGUUAAAUUGAUUGCUUUUAUGAUUGAUGUUUUUGCAAUCGGUGAUGCACUUUGGAACAGUAGCUUAUGUGUGUUAGUACAAAAUGAAUGGCGUGAAGUCAAGAGACUAUUCGGUACAGGAUGGCUGGGUGUUGCUGUUGAAGAAUUCAUCUAUUUAAUUAAUUCUACUAGUCAACAAAUUCAAAGAUUUGAUCCAAGACUUGGGAAUUGUUUACUUGAGGACUUGAUUUCUUUUCCCACACAGGAUAAAAUAGAACAUGUUUGUCCAUUUGAUUUACUCAUACUCACAUUUUGUUCAGAAGUUGUAAAAGGCUUAGACGAGACAGCUGUACAUUGUCUUGACACCAGGUCUCAAACAUGGACAAGACUUGACAGCCUGGAAGGAUCAGCCAAACACUUGGUCAGUUUCAGAAAAGAGAAACAGUUAUAUAUUCUUCAAGCUGACGGCAACCUGUGGGAAAUUAACCAUGACGAAUGCAAAGGUGUAAAUCUUAAGUCGGUUGGAGUUCUUUGGCUAGGGGAUUAUAAAUUGUAUGGCGCCAUCUGCUAUAACGAUAUGCUCUAUGUUUAUGGAGCAACAUGUAUUAAUGACAAAUUAGUGCCACAAUAUUUGUUUUCACAUAUUGUUACGAUUGGUAAUCAGGUCAACUGUUCAAAUAUUGUACCUGCUGUACUAAAAAAGUCCAUUUUUGCUAAACUCUAGCCUAGAGAACACAUGUUUAAUCUCACCAGUAAUAUAGCUGAAAUUAUUACCGCCCGGCAAGUGACAAUAUUUUUGCCGCCCCCUUCCACAAAACAAACUUGCACUUUGUCGAAUAUGUCGGCCCUCUACAUCAAGAAACACAGUUGCUGUCAGGCCCCCCCUCCGCACCACCUUCAUGCACCACUGAAAUUCAUUUUUAUUUCUGUACUUUUAGGUGUCUCAAAACAACUGUUAGAAUAAUCUUGAUAUCUCUAGUUUAAUUUUUUUUUAAAAUUUUAAUGUGUAAUUUUGGUAUUAACACAUGCCGCGUAACAUUAGCAAUGAAGCAACUUUUAACAAAUUUAUAAAAUUAGAAAUUUGGCAAAAAAUAUGAUGUAAUGUAAUAUAUUUUUAUCAAAAUGUUUUUUGAAUUUCAUACAUUAAUUAAUAUUUUUAAAUAUGCCCUCAGAGUCAAAAGUAGCCAUUUAAAAAAAUAGUUUAUCUAUAAAGAUACAAAAUACUGCAGCGCGCGUUGUAUCGCGGUGAAGAAAUCUGACCACAUCACUCUAGUUCUACGAGAUAUCCAUUGGGUUCCUGUGAGUGAGCGCAUUAACUACAAAAUUCUGUCCCUGGCGUACAGCUGCAUAGAUGGCCCAGCACCGGAAUAUCUCAAAGAACUGAUAUAUAAACAUGUAUCCUUGAAAAGCCUGCGGUCUUUAACACAGUACAUACUUACAGUUCCUAGUGUGGAUGAACACAGAAAAAAGUCUUACGGAGUGCGCUCUUUUGAAGUGAUAGCGCCAAAGUUAUGGAACAGUUUGCUUCCUUUGAGGGGAAUAGAAAAUGAUAAAAAAAUAAUUUAAGAAACAUUUAAAAAUUUUUUGUUUAAAUAUAUUUCAGAAAACCAGAGCGCAGUGAGCAUGCUAUAGUGGCAUGCAUACCAGCGCGAUAUAAAUAUCAAAAUCAAUCAAUAAACUAAGAAAACUAACACACAAAUUGACCGACUGGCAGAUCAGGCUGAGUAUAUUUCUCCAAACGAAGACCAUAUUCAGUUUACCUUACAUAUGCUGACAGGUGUCACCUCUCAGAUGAGCUACCGUACAAGUUUGCCUAGCCCCAUCUGCACAGAGUGCCGGGUUUUGUCUGCUUUGAACAUUUGGUAAAUCAUCUUAUGGUGCUACACACUUGACCAAACAACUAUUAUCUGACUCUAUUUCAGUAUUUCAGAAUUAAAAAAGAGAAUUACAAUUCGUGUAUUAAAUAAAUACUUACACCAUCUUAUUACAUUUUUUGUAUUUGUGAU